AUGAUCAUGUGUGUGUGUCCAGAUUACAUGCUGAUCAAGCUGUGGGACCGGGACAGGAAGUGGGUGUGUGGUCAGGUAUUCGAGGGCCACACCCACUAUGUCAUGCAGAUUGUCAUCAACCCUAAAAACAACAACCAGUUCACCAGCGCCUCCCUGGACAGGACCAUUAAGGUACAUACAGUACACACACACACACACACACACACACACACACACACACACACAUCUUUGUGCUUGUAGCACUACAGUUGUUGGUUUGAUUAUUAUUAUUAUGUUGAAGUGCUUAUAGAUGUGUAAUAUAUGUUUCAUGAAUUAUAUACAGUUGUUGUAAGUCGUUACCACUGCACUUCAGUAAUACACUGACGUAUUAUUUGGCCCUUGGCUGUUGCAGGUGUGGCAGCUGGGUUCUUCCACCCCUAACUUCAGUCUGGAGGGCCAUGAGAAAGGAGUAACCUGUAUUGACUACUACAGUGGAGGGGACAAGCCCUACCUUAUAUCAGGAGCUGACGACCACCUGGUCAAGAUCUGGGACUACCAGGUACACAGUUUAUAUGCACAUGUACACACAGUUUAUAUACACAUAGUUUAUAUGCACAUGUACACACAGUUUAUAUGCACAUGUACACACAGUUUAUAUACACAUAGUUUAUAUGCACAUGUACACACAGUUUAUGUACACAUAGUUUAUAUGCACAUGUACACACAGUUUAUAUGCACAUGUACACACAGUUUAUAUACACAUAGUUUAUAUGCACAUGUACACACAGUUUAUAUGCACAUGUACACACAGUUUAUAUACACAUGUACACACAGUUUAUGUACACACAGUUUAUAUGCACAUGUACACACAGUUUAUAUGCACAUGUACACACAGUUUAUAUGCACAUGUACAAACAGUUUAUGUACACAUAGUUUAUAUGCACAUGUACACACAGUUUAUAUGCACAUGUACACACAGUUUAUAUACACAUGUACACACAGUUUAUGUACACACAGUUUAUAUGCACAUGUACACACAGUUUAUAUACACAUGUACACACAGUUUAUGUACACACAGUUUAUAUGCACAUGUACACACAGUUUAUAUGCACAUGUACACACAGUUUAUAUACACAUGUACACACAGUUUAUGUACACACAGUUUAUAUGCACAUGUACAAACAGUUUAUAUGCACACGUACACACAGUUUAUGUACACAUAGUUUAUAUGCACAUGUACACACAGUUUAUAUGCACAUGUACACACAGUUUAUAUGCACAUGUACACACAGUUUAUAUGCACAUGUGCACACAGUUUAUAUACACAUGUACACACAGUUUAUGUACACACAGUUUAUAUGCACAUGUACACACAGUUUAUAUGUACAUGUACACACAGUUUAUGUACACAUAGUUUAUAUGCACAUGUACAAAAAGUUUAUAUGCACAUGUACACACAGUUUAUAUGCACAUGUACACACAGUUUAUGUACACACAGUUUAUAUGCACAUGUACACACAGUUUAUAUGCACAUGUACACACAGUUUAUAUGCACAUGUACACACAGUUUAUAUACACAUGUACACACAGUUUAUGUACACACAGUUUAUAUGCACAUGUACACACAGUUUAUAUACACAUGUACACACAGUUUAUGUACACAUAGUUUAUAUGCACAUGUACAAACAGUUUAUAUGCACAUGUACACACAGUUUAUGUACACACAGUUUAUAUGCACAUGUACAAACAGUUUAUAUGCACACGUACACACAGUUUAUGUACACAUAGUUUAUAUGCACAUGUACACACAGUUUAUAUGCACAUGUACACACAGUUUAUAUGCACAUGUACACACAGUUUAUAUGCACAUGUACACACAGUUUAUAUACACAUGUACACACAGUUUAUGUACACACAGUUUAUAUGCACAUGUACACACAGUUUAUAUGCACAUGUACACACAGUUUAUAUGCACAUGUACACACAGUUUAUGUACACAUAGUUUAUAUACACAUGUACAAACAGUUUAUAUACACAUGUACACACAGUUUAUGUACACAUAGUUUAUAUGCACAUGUACAAACAGUUUAUAUGCACAUGUACACACAGUUUAUAUGCACAUGUACACACAGUUUAUGUACACACAGUUUAUAUGCACAUGUACACACAGUUUAUAUGCACAUGUACACACAGUUUAUAUGCACAUGUACACACAGUUUAUAUACACAUGUACACACAGUUUAUGUACACACAGUUUAUAUGCACAUGUACACACAGUUUAUAUACACAUGUACACACAGUUUAUGUACACAUAGUUUAUAUGCACAUGUACACACAGUUUAUAUACACAUGUACACACAGUUUAUAUGCACAUGUACACACAGUUUUUCACACACUCUCAAACACAGAAUGAAACAGACAUAUGCAUAUGCACACCACACACACUUUCCAGAUCAGAAGAUACACACAAGCACCACUUGAGGUGUUACGCGUCUGUACUAGUGAUCAUAUAUAUAUUGAGUUGACUGAUUCUACUCUAUUCCUCUCCACUACCUCCAGAAUAAGACAUGUGUGCAAACUCUAGAGGGCCAUGCCCAGAAUGUGUCCUGUGUCAGCUUUCACCCUGAGCUGCCAAUCAUCCUCACUGGCUCUGAGGACUGUGGGUAGUGUAGUGUUUACCUUAUCCCUUUAGAAUGGAAUAACAAAGUGUUUACCUAUGUUAUUUCAUAGUAAUACCAUUUUACAGUUGUAACAUUGUACCAUGGUAAUAACAUGGUGUUUUAUUGUCAUGUUGACUAGUUCCUGUCUUCCCUGGAUCCUUUAUGUUUGACCACCCUCUCACAUGUAACUCUUUCGCUCCUCCCAUCUUUCGUCUCCUAAUGGACAUACAGGCACAGUGAGAGUCUGGCAUUCCAGCAUGUACCGCCUGGAGAACACACUGAACUAUGGGAUGGAGCGUGUGUGGUGUGUGUGUGGCCAGCGAGGCGCCAACAGUGUGGCGCUGGGAUAUGAUGAAGGCAGCAUCAUCAUCAAGGUACCAACUUAAGGAAACUCUAAACUACACAUCUAGAACAGUGUGGUGUCAGUGAUCAGAUUAUUAGUACUGUUGGCAAUCAUAUAGAAUGUUUGUAUUGUUUUCAUACAGGAUCAGUUUGAUUCUGGAGGCCUACAUAUCACCCAUGUAUGUCCAAGUUCUAUGUUCAGCACAAGUUGAAAUAUUAUGAUUUAACAUCACUCCUUCUCUUCUUCACUCUCUCCCCCCUCUUCUCCCUCUCUCUCCUCACCCCCUUCCCCAUCUCCCCCCUCCCUCCCUCCCUCAGUUGGGCCGUGAGGAGCCAGCCAUGUCUAUGGACUCUAACGGUAAGAUCAUGUGGGCCAAACACUCUGAGGUGACAACCUGA
This is a messenger RNA of Coregonus sp. 'balchen', 3380 nucleotides long. The record is from the annotation of a GenBank genome assembly. NCBI's taxonomy places the organism in Eukaryota, Metazoa, Chordata, Actinopteri, Salmoniformes, Salmonidae.